AAUCGCUGCACUUAAAAAACUAUUUUGAUAAAUCAGAUAACCUUUGUAAACUUGAAAAUUACAAAAAUAAAACAAAAUACGAUCUCUUAACGUCACAAGACUGUAAAAAAUGGCCAACUCGUUAAAAUUAUUGAAUAAAAUACCUUCAAAUUUAAGGUCCAUAUCUACAUCUUCAAGUGUAAAUGAUGCAUGGUUAUCAAAAGUAUUCGUCAGGAAAAUUGAACCUACAAAGGAAUCUCACAGUCGUAUGCUUUCAGACAAAGAAGUAAUUUACUCUUUGCAAACACACAAUUAUAGGCCUGAUUCCAAAAACCUAUAUUUAAGUAAUGUCAAAAACAAGGUGGAUUACAUAAAAUCUCAGUCUCAAUUGGGUAAAUCUGUCGAAUUGGUUGGGUCUUGGACUGUAAACGUGGGAGAUCAAGAUCAGGCAUUGCAUUUAUGGAAAUUUACAGGAGGUUAUGAUACUAUCGAUACAUACAAUGAAAUUCUAUCGAAGAGUGAUGAAUUUAACAGAUUAAACGAAGAGCAAGGGAAGAUAGUCAGAUCCAGACAUUUGCAGUAUCUACUGGCGUUUUCAUAUUGGCCACAAAUUCUAUUGAGGAAACCUAAAAACAUAUAUGAAAUAAGAAGUUACGCGUUAAAACCCGGUACAAUGAUUGAAUGGGGGAAUAACUGGGCCAGGGCUAUCAACUUUAGAAAAAAUAAUGAUGAAGCGUUCGCUGGAUUUUUCUCGCAAAUAGGGAGACUUUACAACGUCCAUCAUAUUUGGUGUUAUGAAGAUCUGAACAGCCGUAAAGAAACAAGAGAGAGUGCUUGGAGGUCGCCCGGAUGGGACGAGUGUGUUGCCUAUACGGUGCCCCUGAUUAGGGAGAUGCAUUGCAGGAUAAUGGUCCCUACCGAAUUUUCCCCCACUCAAUAAAUAAUUGACUUUUUUGCGUUAAAUUUUGCAUUUAUCUGUCAAAAUCCGCCAUUUUGUGACGUCACACGUCGAUUUUGACAUUUAAAACGUCAAGGCUUACCUAUGUUUAAAUUUUGAGUCAUAUAAUUAUUUUUAGGUGUAAAAUUGUUAAAAUGUAUCAUAUUCAACGUAUAUUUUUUGUUUUUUUGGUGAAUAAACUAUUAUUUUUAUCGAAAAUUGCAUUUUACUACUAAUAUGUUUAA
Brassicogethes aeneus is the source of this 1161-nucleotide messenger RNA. The record is from the annotation of a GenBank genome assembly. NCBI's taxonomy places the organism in Eukaryota, Metazoa, Arthropoda, Insecta, Coleoptera, Nitidulidae.